UCGCAAUCGAUUUCAAGCUCUGUCACGUUCGGAAGACCUCGGGUUUCAGCGGCUUACUCCACCGCCGAGAAGCAAAGGACUUCUCCGGCAACGGAGACCAACACAAUCGGCUCCUUCCAUAAUGGGAACUCUUUCUCGCUGUACGAUGUGCUCGGGAUUCAAAUGGGGGCUGAUAUACGAGAGGUGAAAUCGGCGUACCGUAGAUUAGCAAGAGUUUUGCAUCCGGAUGUCGGAAGUCUUGACUCAUCGGCCGAUGAGUUCAUGAAAGUGCACUCGGCUUAUACUACAUUAGCAGAUCUGGCAAGACGAGCGGAUUACGAUCGGAGUCUGUUGCAGAGGCGGAUGGGGUGUUCUUCUCCGGUAAUAUCUGCCGGUGGCUAUAGAGGUCGGAGAUGGGAGACGGACCAGUGUUGGUAGAAAUUGCAUCCGUGAAAUUGAAGCUGUAAAUAUGCAAAUAUUGUGACAGUCCUUUAGGUAGAUUUUUUUUAAUUAAUCUGAAAAUCCAACCCGCUAUGCGAACCGAUUAAUCUGAGGACGAUCACCUAUUUUGAAGAUAGUCUGAAUUCAUUGUUUUUGGUAGAUUUUGUUGCCAAUGUAUUGGAUUUUUCAACUUUAUCUAGUUGCCGCCAUUUGUAAA
Cynara cardunculus var. scolymus (artichoke) is the source of this 637-nucleotide messenger RNA. RefSeq names its product chaperone protein dnaJ 11, chloroplastic-like. NCBI's taxonomy places the organism in Eukaryota, Viridiplantae, Streptophyta, Magnoliopsida, Asterales, Asteraceae. The transcript has a single exon. The record is from RefSeq and is a predicted model, not a curated record. The annotation marks the transcript as partial.